AUGUGCCACGAGGUCAUCACCAUCGCUCUCUGCGCUCCUACCAAGGCGCCGUCGCUGUCUUUCACUUGCGGCAAACUUCACAUGAUUGCCCAGCAGCGCCACGUCUGCGAUCGUGCCCGCGGCUCGUGUGUGUGCUUUUUUGGCACUUGCGGCACCGUCGAGAAGAAUGCCAGCACCUCUGGUAUUGACCUCUCUGCCAUCGAGAAGAUCCGCUGCGCGGAGUGUACGACCCGCGAGGACAAUGUUGGCGACCGGCGCGACGCCAAACAGAUCAUCGAAUCGCCGCUACUUCAGCGCAUUCCUAUCGAGCCCACAGAUGACUUCGUCAACAAGAAGCACUCUGCUAUGCUCCAUGAGCUCUGGGGCGGCGCGAGAACUUGCCCCUUCCACCUUCAACCUGACAGACCUCGCCAACCCUCCGCCUCCACUGUCAACGUCCAGACCAAGCGCUUUGACGAACGACCAGUCACGCCCCAGACCAACGAUGAGUCUGUCACCAAGUCUCACUCCAUGAGCCGCGACAGUGUCGAUAAGGGAUGGACCUCCCAGGCGGCGACCAACAACAGCUCCAAGAGCAAGCUCUCGCGCAAGUCCAGUGCGUCCCCUACUGGAAUUGCCAGUGUAGACUCGGCCGUUGGACUGGGCUCGAGCCGAUGGGCUCCAAAGAACCUCGAGGAGGCGGCCGCGCGCUCGGUCAAGAAUCAAUCUCCUCCCACACAGAAGCGACCUUCUCCCCUACAGAAGCAAUCUUCACCUCCCUCACAGAAGCGAAUUGUCCCAGCUGCCGCUCCUGUCUUUGUCGCCGACCCUGGCAAUGCUUCCAAGGUCCGCCAUGCGACCAAGAAGAUGGCCAACAUGAAGGCCUUUCUCAGUGGUACUCCCAUGUUUUGA
Fusarium vanettenii 77-13-4 is the source of this 891-nucleotide messenger RNA. RefSeq lists its product as uncharacterized. The coding region runs from base 1 to 891 and encodes 296 amino acids. The record is from RefSeq and is a predicted model, not a curated record. The transcript is spliced from 2 exons. NCBI's taxonomy places the organism in Eukaryota, Fungi, Ascomycota, Sordariomycetes, Hypocreales, Nectriaceae.